This is a messenger RNA of Acaulospora colombiana, 345 nucleotides long. NCBI's taxonomy places the organism in Eukaryota, Fungi, Glomeromycota, Glomeromycetes, Diversisporales, Acaulosporaceae. The record is from the annotation of a GenBank genome assembly.
AAUGAUAAAAACUCGAACAAAAUAAAUAAAUUUUGGGAUUUGCAAACGAAGAGACAAAAUAUUAUCGUGGAGAUAAAGUUGCUUGAAGAAAAAAACAAGUUGGUUGAGAAGGAGCUGGAGUGUCAUAUUAAUAUUGAACAGACUCAACAAAUUCUGGAUACGACAAGAGAGAACCGAAGUCAAGUUAGUUUAUUACAACAAGCAAUUACAAGAAAAAUUGGAAAACGCGUAUUGGAUGAAACACAAGUAUCUCGCGAGCCACCAAAAAGUAAGAUUAAAGUUAUUAAUGAGAACGAAACUGCACAUGAUUCUAGCGAAGAGAGUGAAGUGGAAAAGUUGAUGUAG